AUGGUGUUGUCUAUGGUGAGCUCGGUAUACGACCCUCUGGGAUUCGUGAGKCCAGUUAUCCUUCCUGCCAAAUUUAUUCUUCAAGAACUUUGCCGUAAGAAGCUGGGCUGGGAUGAUCCAAUACCUGCAGAAGACAACCGUGUUUGGCAGACAUGGAUUCAAGAUMUCCACAAGCUUGAAGAAUUUACGAUYAACCGAUGYUUAAAACCUGAUGAUUUUGGAGUUAUCAGACGUUGCGAGCUUCAUCAUUUCUCUGAUGCGUCUGAGAAGGGGUAUGGCGCCGCAUCUUACCUACGUUUAAUCAACGAGUUGGGAAGAGUUCACUGCACUCUAGUAAUGGCGAAAUCAAGACUCGCACCUCUGAAAACAGUAUCGAUUCCUCGACUAGAACUGUCAGCUGCGGUACUUGCAACGAGGCUCGAUCGAAUCAGUAGAACAGAGUUGACUCUACAAAUCGACUCCUCAACCUUUUGGACUGACAGUACCUGUGUUUUGCAGUACUUGGCAAAUAAAUUGGCCAAUAAAAACAGGAGAUUUCAAGUGUUCGUGGCCAAUAGAAUAGCCAAGAUCCUUGAUCGAUCAAAUGAAACACAAUGGCGAUAUGUCGACACAGAAUUAAACCCCGCAGACGAAGCAUCCCGUGGUCUGCCGGUCGAUGCGUUUCUAAAUGACGUACGAURGAUCGAAGGCCCAUCCUUCCUGUACAAAACCCAAGACGCUUGGCCAYGCCAACCGAAUUUCGGGYAACUAAAGGACGAYGAUCCAGAAGUGAAAGCUGAGGUAACAUCAACUGCCACUACAACCACAAGGAAACACCCAAUAUCAACUGCCAUYGAAAGGAGUUCGUCCUGGAACCGACUGAGGAGAGUUGUAKCGUGGAUGUUGCGCUACAGGCAAGUACUAUUAACCGCCGCACGGAGACGAAAGGAAGGUCAUUCGGUCGACUGCCUAAAGAAAGCCAAAGUGGCACCCAUAAGCAUAACCGAAAUAAAUGAAGCUGAGUUUGAYAUCAUCAAGUGCGUUCAAAYAGAAGCCUUCAAGAGUGAAAUCYUCACYCUUGAGUCAAGCGGCCUAUCAGCAAAGCCUAAGGAAAUCCUUAAAGGAAGUCCAAUCUACAAGUUGGACCCAAUACUUACAGACGGACUCGUCCGAGUCGGAGGAAGAUUAACCGCUUCGCCGAUUGAGUGA
Exaiptasia diaphana is the source of this 1188-nucleotide messenger RNA. RefSeq lists its product as uncharacterized. Lineage: Eukaryota; Metazoa; Cnidaria; Anthozoa; Actiniaria; Aiptasiidae. The coding region runs from base 1 to 1188 and encodes 395 amino acids. The record is from RefSeq and is a predicted model, not a curated record. The transcript has a single exon.